Erigeron canadensis is the source of this 1769-nucleotide messenger RNA. Its product is annotated as organic cation/carnitine transporter 7-like. Lineage: Eukaryota; Viridiplantae; Streptophyta; Magnoliopsida; Asterales; Asteraceae. Gene Ontology annotation, molecular function: transmembrane transporter activity. Gene Ontology annotation, cellular component: membrane. The coding region runs from base 71 to 1549 and encodes 492 amino acids. The transcript is spliced from 6 exons. The record is from RefSeq and is a predicted model, not a curated record. Gene Ontology annotation, biological process: transmembrane transport.
AUUGAUAAUAUUAUCCGGCGGCUGGCGAUAUCGUUUGAUAUUCAACUUUUAUGAACGUCUUCAGUUUCCGAUGGCAGACGAGACAUCUACAUACACUUUAGAUGAAGCACUUGAAGCCAUUGGGUUUGGCAAGUUUCAAGGAUGGAUAUUUGCUUAUGCGGGUCUGGGUUCCAUUGCUGAGGCAAUGGAGGUGAUGAUUCUUUCUUUCAUUGGAUCAUCGGUCAGGUCUGAGUGGAACCUAUCAUCUACUCAAGAAAGCCUAAUAACAACGGUCGUCUUUGCUGGUAUGCUUGUUGGAGCAUAUUCAUGGGGUGUCGUCUCAGACAACUUUGGCAGGAGAAAAGGUCUUCUGAGCAUCGCUCUUGUGACUAGUGGAGCUUCAGUUUUAAGUGCCUUCUCUCCAAACUAUAUUUCAUUGGUCAUUCUCCGUUGCAUAGCAGGCAUUGGUCUGGGUGGCGGUCCCACUUAUAAUUCUUGGUUUUUGGAGUUCAUUCCUGUUCCAAACAGAGGCAUUUGGAUGGUUGUCUUUGCAACAUUUUGGACGAUCGGAACAAUAGUUGAGGCUUUUCUUGCUUGGAUCGUCAUACCUCGUUAUGGUUGGAGGUGGUCACUCGCAGUUUCUUCAGUUCCUGCUUUGGCUGCUCUCAUCUUCUAUAGACUUGUACCGGAAUCCCCAAGAUAUCUUUGUAUGAAAGGUCAAACAACUGAAGCUCAUAAUAUACUGAAAAGAGCAGCUGCUGUCAACCAACGUCAACUUCCUUCCGGGAUCCUUCUUUCUGACCAAAUUAAAUUUUCGGAUGAUUAUCUUGAUACACAGGAAGAUUACCAUUUGCUAUCCCAAAAAGGAAACAAAAAGAUUGCUUCUAAAAGAGGUUUCUCAACCCCAAGGAUGCUAUUCUCACCGAAUUUGAUUAAAACAACCUUCUUAUUAUGGAUUCUAUUCUUCGGAAAUGCAUUUGCAUACUAUGGGAUCAUUCUGCUGACCUCAGUACUGAGCAGUGGGCAAAGCCGUUGUACGCCAUUAACUUCGUUUUCAGUGAAUAACACUGAAGAUUCCACCUAUAGAGAUGUAUUCAUAACAAGCUUGGCGGAGGUUCCCGGUCUUAUUGUUUCAGCAUUUAUAGUGGACAGGAUUGGGCGCAAGCAUUCAAUGGCACUCAUGUUCUUCAUAGGUUUUAUAUUCCUUCUUCCACUGCUUUCACAUCAAUCCGAGAUGUUUACAACGGUUUCAUUAUUUGGAUCCCGUAUGUUUCUCAUUGGAACGUUCACUGUUGCCAAUAUCUAUGCUCCCGAGAUAUAUCCAACCUCUGUGAGGACAACUGGCAUCGGUGUUGCAAGCUCUGUUGGUAGAGUUGGGGGAAUGAUAUGCCCUCUUGUGGCCGUCUAUCUAGUGAAUGAUUGUCACCAAACUACUGCAAUCAUUGUGUUCGAGGUUGUGAUAAUCCUUUCAGGUUUGUGUGUCAUGUUCUUCCCACAAGAAACAAUGUCCCGGGAACUAGCUGAUAACAUCUCUUUGCCUAGUAUGACAGAGGAAUAUAAUGGUGUUUAGUUAAAAAAUAAGUAUUCAUGUAAAGUGUUCAUUCAUAUGUCUUAGUUUGUAAAUAUUACCGCAGUUUGGGCAUACCCAAUAUGAUAUACGAACCCCCGAAUAGUAGGUUAUAGCAACUUGUAAGCAACUUAAUCAGUUGCGCAAGCUAAAAUGUAUGUUUAAUAGUGGUUAACAACUUUACAUCCCUUCUGAAAUAAAAAGUUUCAUGAUGAUUUCUUUA